This is a messenger RNA of Protomyces lactucae-debilis, 516 nucleotides long. RefSeq lists its product as uncharacterized. Gene Ontology annotation, biological process: vacuole fusion, non-autophagic. The transcript has 3 exons. NCBI's taxonomy places the organism in Eukaryota, Fungi, Ascomycota, Taphrinomycetes, Taphrinales, Protomycetaceae. Bases 62 to 409 code for a protein of 115 amino acids. Gene Ontology annotation, molecular function: endopeptidase inhibitor activity. The record is from RefSeq and is a predicted model, not a curated record.
CAGUUGUCAGUUUCCAGCGCUGGCAGCAGUGUAGUAGCAGCAGAAGUGUAAUCCUACAGACAUGCGCUUCUCAAUCGUCUCCCUCCUCUCUGCCUGCUGGAUCGCAUAUGCAUCCAUCGCACUCGCAGCACCUACAAAGAACCAAGUAGCACGUCCAAAGUCCCAAUGGCCCAGCUACGUCGUCACCUUUGAAGACAAGAUCGCAACCACCACGGUCGAUGAGAUCAGAACCCUGCUGCGCUCAGUUGGCGCAGAAAUCACACACGAGUACAAGCUGCUCUUUAACGGCUUCAGUGUGGUUGCGCCUGAAGAGACCAUGGAAGAGAUCAAGCAGAAGCACGCUUAUGUCUCAGUUGAGCGAGACCAGGUGAUUUCAGUGUCGCCCAAGGUUGGCAGUGGCACCGCCUAGUCGACAGCAAGUACCCACUACCUGUACUUCGUCUAGCGCCAUCUGCCUCUCUUGAUAAUGAUGAUGAACGUCCCAUAGCAAGCUCUGCCCUUUAUUCCAUCUCUCUG